CUGAUAUCAUGGUAGGGGAAAAGCUCUUGUUGGUACCACAGUAGAGUAGCGGCCUUCACCGCGGUUUCGUUAUACGGCAUUAUGUGAAAGUGCCGUUUUUCUCAAUUUCGAAUUUAUUUUUUUAUACGUAUUAUUACACAUUGUGAGACUAAAGUGGUGGCUAGAGACAGUCUAGGGUAUUGAUAAUUUGAUGGUUAUUGAUACCAAGUCGUUUGAUGCUAAUAAAACUGUUAUAAUAUUUAGUAAAGACCCUAAAGCGACGUAGGCGAAUGAUAGAGACCGUAGAGACGUUCCAAGGUCUUUUGUUUCUUGUGCUGUGAAUAUAUAUCUGUAUGUAUACGACUGUAUAUUUGAGUUGUGGCGGUGAUUAGCCACACUCACUUUUCAUCAAAGGAUACUAGAUUACAAUUAUUCUCUUUUUUUUUUUCAUCUUUUUUUUCUUUCACUUGUGUUGUAAGUGAAUAUUUAUUAUUUAUUUAUUUAUUUAUUUAUGUAUCUAUCUACAUUAUUACUUUAUUCAAGACAUUGAUAAUAAUAAGAGUAAUAAUUAAUAAGACAGGAAUAAUAUAAAUACGUGAUGUAUGCGUAAUUUUAAAGUGAAUCUGUGAGUGGAGAUUAAUGUAAAUGACCAAGGCAAGUUGACAUUGUCCUGAGUGUUGGUGUUUAGUUCUUGGUGUUCAGUGUUCUUGUUGUGCUGGCACAUCAAGAAAAAGAUAAAAGGGGGAGUAUCCGUUAUACCUCUACAGUGUGUACAAGCAUAUAGUGUGAGUGGUAAAGAUGGCACAGUGAUACAGGAGUUUUAAUAACAGUGAACGUCUUAAGAAUGGCGAUGGGUCAUUAACCUGGACAGAAUAAAAGUAAAAAUAAAAAAGAUACAAAAAAAAAGAGAGAAACAUAUAUAUAUAUACACACACACACACACGUGUGCGCACGUGCAAGCCAGGAUAUUAAUCACAUCAUUUAUAUAUUUAAUAUUGGUCUAUUGAAUAUAUGUAUAUGUAACUUUGUGACAGUUAAUUUUCAAGGUAUUAAACAAGUUUUAAGCAAUGUUUAUCAAGUGUCUUCAAAUAAUGAUACUGAAUGAUAAUGAGUCAGUGAUAAUAAGAGCGAGUGAACGAGCAGUAUGCCACCGGUGUUAGGAGGUGGUGGCGCGACAGCAAUGGCGGUUCUUCCGGCAAGUCCGCAGACUGCCACACAGGGAAACCCACAUCCCCAUAAUCAAACGGGACAGACGCAACUUUUACUGGCUGUUAGCGGCAGCCAGCCACAGCCGCAGCUGCUUUAUCAACCCUACAAUUUGAUGCCAGCAACUGCACCAGCACCAACACCAGUAACAACCACAGCAACAGCAACAGCCGCUGGUUCACCUUCUCAAGCUACAAGUUUCACUCAACAUUAUAACAACUCGUCCUCUGCUCAAAUUCUUCAUCACCAACAACCGUAUCAUUACGAUCCUUCUGUCACAACCAUUCCUCUUGAACGAAGAGGAGACAUGGAAGUACGUGCAGAAUUAGAGAUAAAGCGAGAUCGAGAGAAGGAAGUCAAAAUGGAGCGUGAGAAGUUAGAAAAACAAAGAGCUGCCGAACAGGCAGUGCACAAGCAUUUUGAGGAAUCACUAAGAUUAGCACAACAAAAGAGAGACAUGCAGUAUGCUUCAUUGGGUUGGAAUAGCAUUAUUCCAUUACCACCACAUGGAAGCAGAAGUCAUGGAGCUCCACCACCUUCAUCACAAUCAAAUAUUCCUUCACAUGGACAUCAUCAUCAUUCUAGUGUAGCAUCUCAUUCCGUACUAGCUCAAUCACAACAAUUGCAACAACAAAAACAACAGCAACAUCAACAACAAGAGCAACGUGAGAAACGUGAUCCAGUAAUGGAAUGUGAACGUGAUAUACAAGGAACAGUGGCAGACAGGAUUCAUAGGAUUGUAAUGAAAACACGAGAAGAAAAUUUAUCACAAGGUACAAGGGAAGAACGUGUUGAUCAACGAGAAAAAGAUCGUGAACAUUUAGUAGUAACAACAGCUGCACCGACAGAUAGAAUUCAUAGGAUUGUGAUGGAAACAAGAGAUGACAAUUUAAAAUAUUUAAAACGAGGCUCUAAUACUUUUUAUUCUACUCCUCCUCCUAUGCCGAUUUUGCGACCUUCAACUGUAUUAAAUAAAGUCACUGAUCCACCACGCUCAGCAUAUUCGAGAAUAGCAGUGCCACAAAAUAUUGGCGAAUCGUCUCGUGUCGUUAUACAAGAGUGGCCAGCGCGACCGCCAUCACCAUCAAUGUAUGCAGAAUAUGAGGAACCUGAUCAUGAUAUUAAAGUUGAUAAUGAUCAUCAGCAUAAAUCAAGCAAAAAUUCAAUUAGUGGUGGCAAUCUUAGUGAUCGAAGUGAACAUUAUCACCACCAUCAACAACAUCCGUCUCAACCUCAACAUCAUUCGCAUCAUCACCAUCAUCAUCCGCAUCAUAAUAAAGAAAUGUUAUCUAAUCAUUCAUUAAUAUCAUCAGAUCAUAAAAAUUCUGUCAUUGUGAAAAAUGAUCAACAGCAAAGUAGAAAUGGUGCUGGAGAUACUCAAAAAAUACCUUAUUCUUCUAGUCCAAAAAUGAUGGCAUAUCCUAAUGUACAGUCAACGCAACUUAAACCUGUUGCAUAUGAAUACAGAAGUCCUACACAAAGCCCUCAUCAUCAUCGUUUACAUCAUCAUAAUUUGGACAGCAGUAAUAUUCAAAUGAAAGGUUUGUCACCAACUAGUAGUCAUCAUAGAGCGGCUAUUGUCGUUACUGCAGCAGCAGUUGGACCUUUUCAAAGUCCACAGAGCAGUAGCCACUCUCCACAUUUGGCGGUACAUAACCGACAACCACAGUCACCUCAUCAAACGGCACCGCAUCUUACGGCAUCAGAGCAACCACUACCUCGACAUCUCAGUAAUAGUAGAACCGAUUUACCUUAUGUCUCGUCAUCAACGUCGUUGUCGUCAUCAUCGCCGUCACCAUCUCAUUCUUAUCUUCAUCAUCGUCCACCCAAUGUCUCUCCAACACCGCACUAUGCCACACAAACGACUUCCAAACCUAAAGUUAGUAGUCCUGCACCACCUCAUAUAUAUGGAAAGCCCACAUCUGGUAUUAUGACUGGUACUCCAGUAUGUCGAAAUUUAGAAUCUUCUAUCUUAGCACCUUUACCACUUACUUCAAAGAUUUCGAGUCCGUCGUAUCAACAACAAGAAAAACAUCAACAACAGCAACAAGUGGCUCGUCAUCAUGGAGUAUCACCGUCACCCCCAUCACUGCCACCUCCAGCGCAUACUAGUCGAUCUAUUUAUGAUUCACGAGGAUACUCGAGUUCUUUACCAGUAUCCAAAUUAUCACAACCACCACCACCGCCACCACCUUUACCUCCAUCGCCGCAUCAAAUGCUUCACGGAUCUCCGUCUCCUUUAGGACCUCCAACUUUAUCCAAAUCAAGUGUUCCAUACUCUUUACAUGUUGGUAAUCACAAUCAACUAGAUGAAAGAGAUAAAGAGCAGGAUAAAGACUCACAAUCUUUAGCAUCAGCUAAUAUAUCUUUUCAAACUCAACCGUUAGAUCUUGGUGUUGAACGAUCUGAUUCACCGAAACGUAAAGCAUCAGCAUCAAACGAUCAUACUAAUCAAGCUAUUUCUUCAGGUGAAUUUAAAAAGCGUAGAACAGAAGAACCCCAAUUAGCAUCAACUUCACCAGCUUCUACGGCUCAUAAUAAUGCUGGAUUAUUUGCUCAAUCUAAUCAUCAUCAUUAUCAAACAGCAGCACAAGAAAAUACAGUAGUUUCUCUAGCAUCAACACCAAGUUCAAAAAUAGUUAAAAAUGAGGUUACUAGCGGAAAUACAAAUUUUACUACAUCUGUAGGACAAAGUUCUACUAGUAAUGUUACAUAUACUGCCGUACCUACUCUGACCGUCAAUGAGUCUACUACUUCAACAAAUUCAACGUCCAAUAGUUCAAGUACUGAUAUUGAAAAAUCUAACAGUCCUGUAUCUGUUGCUGUUAGUAGACCACCAAGUCGAACUAAUUAUCCAGUUCAUAAGCUCAAAAAGGCUUGGCUUCAGAGACAUUCAGGUGAGGAUGGUACAACCAAUGAUGAUUUGUCGAAUAUUAAUGUUACUAAUAAUGACAGUAGUAAUGCUAGUUCGAAUUCUCUUGGUGCAAAUGUAAACAUACCAGAGUCUAGUAAAAUAACCGCCUUAACAUCAUUAACAACAACGACUACGACUGUGACAACAGCAUCAACGACAAGUUCAUUAAUGGUAACAACUACAACUUCAAUGACAACGUCAACAACGACUGCUACAGCUAGCACUCCUUCGAGUGGGUUUCAUUCAACUGAAAACUCUGGAAGCAUGACAAAUAAUAGUCAAAAUAAAAAUAAAAGUACUGGAGGUAAAGCAGGAAAAAAAUCAACAAAUAAAGAAUUAAAUAAUGGUCAUACCAUUGAAGAAAAUAGUAUAAAAAAUCAUUUUCAAGAAGAUUCAUCUAGUAGUGAUGUCGAGCGGAAAUCACCAUCCAAAAGAAAACCACCAUCCAAGGUAAAACGUAAAAAAGGAGCUGUAUUGCUGCGAAAACAACAGGCAGCUGUGGAAGAACAGAGACGAAAAAAAGACGAUAAGCAACAGCGACAACAAAUGGGAUCAGGAAUGGAUGGGACUGGUGGGGGAAGUGGUGGUGAUUCUAGUAAUGAAAGUGAAAUUGGCUCAGCAACUAGUGAUACUGCUAGUGAACAACUGUGUUCAUCUUCAGCCGUUCAGUCUACUACAAAAAAAAAUUCAACAACUAAUUCAAAUAACCUUAUAGGCAAUGGAAGCAACAUAAGUAACAAUAUCAAUACUCCAAAGGAACCUAGGAAGCGAGGUCGAAGGCCUAAGAAUUCCAAAGGAAAUGAUGUUGGAGGUGGCAGUGAAGAUCAACAGCCUCGCCAAAAAAAAGAACGUAAAGAUGAUUGUUCUAAUAAUGAAAACAGUCCAAGUUGUAAUGAAACUGGUGGUGGUAAUAAUAAUGGGCGAGGUAAUGGGGAAGGAAGUAGCGGCAAUGGUGGAAGUAGUGGUGGUAACAGUAGUAACAAUGGAAAAAAUAAUCCAUUUUGUAAACCCCCUAUAUCACAAUUGAAAAAAACCGGUGAUAGCUGGCUUCAAGAUCUAGCUUGCUGUGAGGUUGCUCCUAAACUAGCCAAAUGUCGAGAAUGUCGUUAUUAUUCAAGGGGUCCUUUAUCACGUUUAAAAAAUCAAAAAGUUUUUUGUCGCUUUUAUGCAUUUCGACGAUUACGUUACACGAAAAAUGGUCAACUAGCAAUUGCUGGUUUCAGUGAUCCUCACAAAGAUGCAUCAAAGGAUGACAUAGCACUUUGGUUGCCGUCAAAUCAUCAUCAAAAAAAUGAUUUUAAAGAUUCUGAGAAAAUGCAUGUUGAUAAUAAAGAAGUUUCUGGUGAUUGGCUGGACUUGACUUAUGAUAUGGCAUAUCGACUUAUCUGCCAGGUUGGUGACCAAUUCUGCGAUCUCGUCCGACAGGAAAAAGAAGCUCUUUCGGAGCACAUGGCAGACGCCGAAAAUGGAAUUGUAGACGGUACCGUGGCAUGGAAACGUGUGGUCCAAGGUGUUCGAGAAUUGUGUGACGUUUGCGAAACAACACUCUUCAAUUAUCACUGGGUCUGCGCUAAGUGUGGGUUUGCAGUGUGUAUAGAUUGCUUUAAGGGACGAAAAAAUGGAUCAGUUACAAUCUGGGGUGAGAGUGGAAAAGAUCGUGAUGAAUUUUCUUGGUUGUUAUGUACAAAUCGUCAUACUCAUGCACCUGAAAAACUUAUGCUCACUCAGAUAAUUGCUGGAGAUAGUUUAUCAGUGUUGGGCGAACAGUUACAUCAAGUUAGAGCUGAAUGGGGUAUUCCACAACACUGUAAUUGUUCAGUAGCAGAAUCAUCGAUAUCGAAAAUUCCUGUUAACGAAGCAUUGAAAGAUUUUAUUAAAAGCGAAAAUCAAGAUAUAGUAGUAACGAAUGACGACAAAAAAAAUAUUGGAGUGAAUAAUAGUAAAGCAAUAUGCGAAAAGAAAGGAAGUGAUGGUGCCAGUGGAGGACAAGACAAAAAUUCACCUCUUAAUUGGUUAGCGGAUGUUGCUCUUCAAAAUCAAGAUAAUAAUAAGGAUUGUAAUGACAGCAGUAGUAGAAAUAAAGCAGUAGUAGAAAUCUUAUCUUCGGACUCAGAUGAAGAUGAAGAAGAUCAUGAUGGAAAUUAUUCCACUCUUAGAGAACUUUUAAUUCGUCCGUCUCAUAAAUCAUCAAAUGGGAAUAUCGCAGGUGCAGGAGUAUCUGAUACUGGUGCUAAUAGUGAUGGUGGCCGAAGCAAAAGUAGUGGCAGUGGUAACAAUGAUUCCAGAUCUAAUUCCCCUACGAAUAAUGGAGGAAGUAACAAUCAAGUCAAUUCGUCUACAGCGAAUAGUGUUAUUGUUAAUAAUGUAACAAAAGCAGGUAAAAAAUCAAAUAUGGAUAAACUUGAUGAAGUAAUAUCAAGUGUCAUUGAACAUACAGUUAAGAAAGAUCGAGAGGACAGUGGAGUUGAUGAUUCAGCAGAGGCUACAACAGCGUCAGCAACAUCUGCAACAGUAAAGGGAAAGCCACCGUGUGAACUUAAGCAUUUUGUUAGAAGAUAUAAGUGGACGGAGAAAGGACGUGAACCGUUGCCUAUUAGAAUUAUGACUUUGACUGAAAGUAAAAGUCUGUAUCCUAAUGUUCCGCAUUCUUGGCUGUGUGAUGGUAAAUUAUUAAGGCUCAAUGAUCCUCAAAAUAUGAACAAUUACAAGAUAUUUCAAGAUCAAUGGAAACGAGGGCAACCAGUUAUUGUAUCUGAUGUUUCUAAAUCACUUAAUAUGGAACUAUGGCAUCCAGAUUCAUUUAUUCGUGACUUUGGAGAUGAAAAGAAUGACUUAAUUAAUUGUAUGACUGGGCAUACAGUACCUCAUCAACCAAUGCGUAAAUUUUGGGAAGGUUUUGAACAUUUAACAAAAAGACUUAAGGACGAUAAAGGAAAUCCAAUGCUUUUAAAACUUAAAGAUUGGCCACCUGGUGAUGAUUUUGCUGAAUUGUUACCAUCAAGAUUUAUGAAUCUAAUGGAGGCACUUCCACUCUCAGAGUAUACUCAUCGUUAUGGUCGAUUGAAUUUGGCUAGUAGACUUCCAGACUGUUUUGUAAAGCCAGAUUUAGGUCCAAAAAUGUAUAAUGCCUAUGGUUCGGCUAUGUAUCCUAAUAAAGGAACGACUAAUCUUCAUUUAGAUAUUUCUGAUGCUGUGAAUGUUAUGGUUUACGUUGGUAUUCCAAAGGACGGUGAUAGUGAUGAACACAUUAAAGAAGCUUUAAGAGCUAUCGAUGAAGCAGGCUGUGAUAUUUUAACUCGUCGACGAGUUCGAGAUCGUAGUGAAGCACCUGGAGCGUUGUGGCACAUUUAUGCAGCUAGAGAUGCUGAUAAAAUUCGUGAUCUACUAAAUGCCGUAGCUUUAGAACGUGGAGCACGUCUGGAACCGCAUCAUGAUCCUAUUCACGACCAAAGUUGUUAUCUUGAUGGGCCGCUACGUGAGAGACUCUACCGUGAAUACGGAGUCGAAGGAUAUGCUAUAGUCCAGUGCUUAGGUGAUGCAGUAUUUGUACCAGCUGGUGCUCCACAUCAAGUACGAAAUCUUCACAAUUGUAUUAAAGUUGCCGAAGAUUUUGUUUCACCAGAAAAUGUAUCACACUGUUUCCAUUUAACUCAAGAAUUUCGUGCACUUUCUGAUACUCAUACUAAUCACGAAGACAAACUACAAAUUAAAAAUAUCGUAUAUCAUGCUGUAAAGGAUUCACUUACAGUGUUAGAAACAGCUAAAGAUAAGGUGUAUGAUAUGAAGAAGGAAGUUGAAAUUAAAAAGGAGAACGAUUUAACGUGGAAAAAAAAAUAAUUUACGGAAAGUAAGUAUAUUAAUUUUGAUUUUACUGAAAAAUUGAAAACGUUCUGUUUACAUUGAUUUAUAUGAGCACUAAGCUAUAUAAUUUGACAAAUAAUUGAAACGAUAUACAUACUGAAAAUGUAUAAGAUUAUAAAAAAUUAUAAAAAGAAAACUAAUGUGAAUUACUUUACGUAUUAGAAUAAAAUAAAACAUUAUCAUAAAUGGCUCUUCACAAUAUCAUCAUCAUAAAUUGUUAUUAUUAUUGUUGUUGAUGUUGUUGUUGCUGAUGAUGUUGUGGAGUUGUGAUAUUUGACUGAUAUUUUCUUAUUUUUUCUUAUUAAUAAUUAAUAAGUUAUUCUUAAUGAAUAACUUUGAUGUUUAUUGUAUAUUAGUUAAGAAUAAACCAUACUUUGCACUUUUUUUUAAAUUGAUACAUUUAAUUUUUUUCAUUGCUAUGUCUGUAAUAAACAAACUGAUUUGUUUAGUAAGAAAUCUUUAAUUUUUAUUAAACUGCAACAAAUAUAGUAAAAAAAAAAUCACUGUAACUUUGCUAUUGUGGCAAAAGUUACUACAUUCAAUACCAUCACUGUGAUAAACACAGUCCUUUGUAAUCAAUUUCUAUUAUGAAUGAAAUUUGUGUGAAAUGAGAUAUUGAAAUCAUUCAUUAUCGAUAAUAUUGUCCAUGUUUUAUUUACUAUGGGCGCGUGUGUGCAUGUUGAACGAGACUUGACCACUGCCGUUUUUAUGCAAUCACGUCUCAUAAGACAAAAAAAAAAAAUAAUAAAAAUUCGAAAAAAACACUUAAGUGCCGUCCAUAAGAUUGGACUUGAUUUUUUCUUGUUUUAUUUCACUUAAACUUUUUACUCUUAUAAUUUUAUUAUCAGUGCAUGAUUAAUAAAAAAAAAAACAAAAAAUAUGAAAGUGAUUACAAAUAUAAAUAGUUUUUUUUUACUCCUUCUUGAAUAUACAAAAUCCGCAGGGAAAUAAAUGAUGCUAAUACCGUCUUAUAAAGAGAAAAAAAGAAAUAUAAUAAUUUAAGAAUCUUUUAUUUUUGUAAUAAUGCCAAGAAUUUUUUAAAAUAUUAUUUUGAAAUUGUCAAUAAUAUGUACACAUAGACAUUUUGGCUUAAACUAUUUACUAUAUUUAAACAAAAUAUUGUAAUUUAAAAGAUGACACGAUUUUUAAUAAUAUGUACUAUCAAUAUUAAUGGAAUAUUUAACGAUGCAAGCCUAAAUGAAACGGUUUAUGCUAUUUAUAAUACCCUGUAUUAACAACGAUUUUACUAUAUUUCAAGAGAAAAAAUGUAAUUACAUUUUAAGCUUACGAUUAUAAACAAUGUAAAUAUUUCUAAAAGUCAAAAUAAAGUAAAGAAGGUCAUAAAUAAAAUUAAAAAAAAUUGGAAUAAUUCGUGGUAAUGAGAGAAUAGUUACACUCCCGUAUAUGUACAAAGUGUAUAUAGAUUCAACAUACUUUAUGUAUAUGUAUAAAUAUGAUAAUAAAGUUUAAAGAUACGAUAAGCAUAAA
Molecule: messenger RNA, 9448 nt
Organism: Chelonus insularis
Lineage: Eukaryota; Metazoa; Arthropoda; Insecta; Hymenoptera; Braconidae
Gene: Kdm3
Product: Lysine demethylase 3
Exons: 10
Coding region: 1124-7936 (2270 amino acids)
Biological process (GO): regulation of transcription by RNA polymerase II
Cellular component (GO): chromatin; histone deacetylase complex
Molecular function (GO): chromatin DNA binding; transcription coregulator activity; histone H3K9 demethylase activity
Source: RefSeq, a predicted model, not a curated record